This is a messenger RNA of Gambusia affinis (western mosquitofish), 1526 nucleotides long. It is a transcript of the gene slc2a15b, whose product is annotated as solute carrier family 2 member 15b. Gene Ontology annotation, molecular function: hexose transmembrane transporter activity. The record is from RefSeq and is a predicted model, not a curated record. Gene Ontology annotation, biological process: monosaccharide transmembrane transport. The transcript is spliced from 9 exons. Gene Ontology annotation, cellular component: membrane. The coding region runs from base 133 to 1383 and encodes 416 amino acids. Lineage: Eukaryota; Metazoa; Chordata; Actinopteri; Cyprinodontiformes; Poeciliidae.
UCACUAAAUAUGGAAGGUCAGAGGUGAUGCAGAUGGAUUACUUGCCUGUUUUGCUUGUAAAAAUGACUCUCUCUUUCGCUGAUGGUCUUUGAAAACCUCAGAAUAAUUAGGAGCGAUGAGCUGUGACAGGUGAUGUGUUUGAACAGAAAAGGGACUCUGGUGCGGUCCACCAUGCUGGUGUUUAUCGGAGGGUCUUUGAUGGGCUUCAGCAGAUGGUUCAGGAAUCCCUUCAUGGUCAUCGCAGGACGCUUCAUCACAGGGGUCCAUUCAGGGAUCUCUCUCAGCGUGGUGCCGAUGUACCUUGGAGAGAUCGCCCCCAAGAACCUGCGCGGUUUUCUGGGCCUUGUUCCCAGUAUCCACAUCUGUCUGGGAGUCUUCAGUGCUCAAGUUCUUGGGCUCUCUGAGCUGCUGGGAAAGGAAGAACAUUGGCCGCUGCUCCUCUCCCUCGUAUUGUUUCCUACUUUGGUCCAGCUGAUGCUGUUGCCAUGGUUUCCAGAGAGUCCACGGUACCUGCUGAUUGAGAAGGGAAAUGUCCACGCGACCGUUUCAGCCCUCAAGUGUUUCCGCAAAAAAGGGAACAUCCAGGCUGAGGUGGAGGAGAUGCAGGAGGAACAACGGUCUCUCUCCUCCGUCAAGACCCUCUCUGUCCGCCGUCUGCUCAUGGAUCGCUCUGUCCGCUGGCAGGUCCUCACCAUCGUGGUGGUCAACAUCGGGAUGCAGCUGUCUGGGAUCGAUGCAAUCUGGUUCUACACAAAUGAAAUAUUCAGGAAUGCGGGAAUCCCAGAACCUCACAUUCAGUACACGACGGUGGGAACUGGAGCCAUUGAGGUCAUCUCUGGGACGCUGGGGUGUUUCACCAUUGAGCGUGUGGGCAGACGACCUCUGAUUAUCGGUGGGUUCCUCUUCAUGGGUCUGUGCUGUGCGGGAAUCACCGUGUCCGUCCUCCUGCAGGCGCAGUUUCCCUUCAUGAGCUACAUCAGUGUGGGCUGUGUUGUGGGGAUCAUCGCUGGCUUCUGCAUAGGUCCAGCCGGCGUUCCUUUUCUGAUCACAGCCGAGCUCUUUAAGCAGUCGCACCGACCGUCGGCCUACACCGUGGCCGGCUGCCUCAACUGGCUGUCCAACUUCACCAUUGGCUUCGUCUUUCCCUUCCUCGAGGACGCGACGGGCCCAUACUGCUACCUGAUCUUCUGCGCCGUCUGCUGGGGAGUCGCUGCGUACACCAUAUGGGUCGUUCCUGAGACCAAGAACAAAACCUUCCUGGAGAUCAGCCAGAUGUUUGCAACCAAAAACAGCGCCCAGAAGGAGGAUCCGACUCCAAACAGUCACCUGAAACUGGCGCUGAUGAACGGCUACGGAUCACUCAGGCUCCAUGACGAAAAGUGAAAGGUGGAAAGAGAAAAAUAACUUCCUGUAAAGAAAAAAAAAAGAAAGAAGAAAAGAGUACCAUGACGAACUGCGGCCAUGAGAUUGACUGCUUUACUUGAACAAGUCUAAGAGAAAGUAUAAUAAAACAUUGGCUUCGUUGA